This is a messenger RNA of Psammomys obesus (fat sand rat), 2306 nucleotides long. RefSeq names its product WD40 repeat-containing protein SMU1. Gene Ontology annotation, biological process: mRNA splicing, via spliceosome. NCBI's taxonomy places the organism in Eukaryota, Metazoa, Chordata, Mammalia, Rodentia, Muridae. The transcript is spliced from 12 exons. Gene Ontology annotation, molecular function: protein binding. The record is from RefSeq and is a predicted model, not a curated record. Gene Ontology annotation, cellular component: precatalytic spliceosome. Bases 272 to 1771 code for a protein of 499 amino acids.
CUCUGCCCAGCUACUCCCCACUCAUUGUUGUCGCCAGCCCCCCGGCCCGCCUGUGCGGCAGCUUUUCCUCCUCAUCAGAGCUCUGGUUACUGUAAAGGCUCAGUUGUUUCUGCUGUUUGAUUAGACAGACCCAGGGUGGCGCCUUUGUGUUUCGGUUUGCAACUUGUAGAUUGGGAACCUCUAUGUGGACAGAGACAAUUUGAGUAUUGGGUCAGAAGAAUGAUCUUUAGCGCAGACGGGGCGACGAGGAGACAGUGUGAUUCGUCUUAUCAUGCAGUACUUGAAGGAGAACAGUUUGCAUCGGGCGUUGGCCACCUUACAGGAAGAAACUACUGUCUCUCUAAAUACUGUGGAUAGCAUUGAAAGUUUCGUGGCUGACAUUAAUAGUGGCCAUUGGGACACUGUUUUACAGGCUAUACAGUCUCUGAAAUUGCCAGACAAAACCCUCAUUGAUCUCUAUGAACAGGUUGUUCUGGAAUUGAUAGAGCUUCGCGAAUUAGGUGCUGCCAGGUCACUUCUGAGACAGACAGACCCCAUGAUUAUGUUAAAGCAAACACAACCAGAGCGCUAUAUUCAUCUGGAAAACCUCUUAGCCCGGUCUUACUUUGAUCCUCGUGAGGCUUAUCCAGAUGGAAGUAGCAAAGAGAAAAGGAGAGCAGCAAUUGCCCAGGCGUUAGCUGGGGAAGUCAGUGUGGUGCCGCCUUCUCGUCUCAUGGCAUUGCUGGGACAGGCUUUGAAGUGGCAGCAGCACCAGGGAUUACUUCCUCCCGGUAUGACCAUAGAUCUGUUUCGAGGCAAAGCAGCUGUCAAAGAUGUGGAAGAAGAAAAGUUUCCAACACAACUGAGCAGGCAUAUUAAGUUUGGUCAGAAAUCCCAUGUGGAGUGUGCUCGGUUCUCUCCAGAUGGUCAGUAUCUGGUCACUGGCUCUGUUGAUGGAUUUAUUGAAGUGUGGAACUUCACUACUGGAAAAAUCAGGAAGGAUCUUAAGUACCAGGCCCAGGAUAACUUCAUGAUGAUGGAUGAUGCUGUCCUCUGCAUGUGUUUCAGUAGAGACACUGAAAUGUUAGCAACUGGGGCCCAAGAUGGAAAGAUCAAGGUGUGGAAGAUUCAAAGUGGACAGUGUUUGAGAAGAUUUGAAAGGGCACAUAGUAAAGGGGUCACCUGCCUAAGCUUUUCUAAGGACAGCAGUCAGAUCCUUAGUGCAUCUUUUGACCAGACAAUAAGAAUUCAUGGUUUGAAAUCUGGAAAAACACUGAAGGAAUUUCGGGGCCAUUCCUCCUUUGUUAACGAGGCAACGUUCACACAAGAUGGGCAUUACAUCAUCAGUGCAUCUUCUGAUGGCACUGUGAAGAUCUGGAAUAUGAAGACCACAGAAUGUUCAAAUACCUUUAAGUCCCUAGGCAGUACUGCAGGGACAGAUAUUACCGUCAAUAGUGUGAUUCUGCUUCCUAAAAACCCAGAGCACUUUGUUGUGUGCAACCGGUCAAACACAGUGGUCAUCAUGAACAUGCAGGGGCAGAUUGUCAGAAGUUUCAGUUCUGGUAAAAGAGAGGGUGGUGACUUUGUUUGCUGUGCCCUGUCGCCCCGUGGUGAGUGGAUCUACUGUGUUGGGGAAGACUUUGUGCUCUACUGCUUCAGCACAGUCACUGGCAAGCUGGAGAGAACUCUGACGGUUCACGAGAAGGAUGUGAUCGGAAUUGCCCACCACCCGCACCAGAACCUGAUUGCCACCUACAGUGAAGAUGGACUCCUGAAGCUCUGGAAACCCUAAGGCAGCCUUGCACUGCAGCCUUGCGGUAUUCUUCUCACUCAUUCAGACAGUUUUCUUUGCAGCCAGGGAGCAAGCACUUACAUGGAGGCAUGUUUACCAUCACAGCACUUUGGAGACCUGCGGAGGAUUUACUUGUGAGCUAGCUAUCGAAGCAGGCCCUGCCUUGAGCAACCCUGCCUGCCCUGACCUCUGUGACCGUGACCUCCCUUUCUCUUUGUACAUACUUUGACACAGGUUUUCCAUAUACAUGCACAUACACACCCAAACACACAUAGAGGACUCUGGAGCCAGAGUGGAACAGCCUUGGCUGCUUGUUCCUUCUGAACUUGGGAACCAUUCCUCUUUUGGCUCUGUUUCCUGGGUGGGCUGGAGAGUAGCAGCUCCUGAGAUCUAUCUCCUAGACUACAAAUACCAGACUGAAGCACAUGUAAUAUAGACUGUGUAUGUUUACAGUGUUGGGUAUAAGUGGGACACUUUGCCCUCUGUCACCUCCAAAAAAAAAAAAAAAAAAGAUUUUAAUAAAUUUAUACCAUUC